AGCACUGCGAGCUCGAAGCUGUGGUAACUUUAGGAAGUGUGACAUUCACUGGGCAGAAUGUGAGGUCCUGUUGCUAUAAUACACACAUAUUUUUACCCGUACUACCAAAGGGAGAGAUGGUGAGGCCAUGUACUUCAGCAACCAUGAGCCAGCACAUUGGGAAAUUCUAUAGAUCUGCAGUGUCUUCAUUCAUCUUCUUCUUGGUGGUGGAUGUACGAGUUACUGGCAGAGAUGCAAACAGGGAGAACGCAGCAGCUGUAACUCAUGUAACAGCACAGCCUUUGUUGUUGACACCUGAGCCGUGGAACCUUUUGGUGACUCAAACGCCAGCCAAGGAGAAAGCCAAAGAGGGUGAAACUGUGGUCUUGAACUGUCAUCUUAACAGUCCGCAGCGUCCCUCCCUGACUGACCUGAUGGUGAAGUGGUACAAAGAAGAUGAAAAGGGCCAGAUGGACCUGCUAGAAAAGAAUGUGACCAUGUUGCCAAAUAACUCCAGGGUCUUCAUGAGUGGAGACUUGUCCCAAGGGGAUGUUUCCUUGAUUAUCCUCAAUGUGACAACCAGUGACCAUGGUAUUUAUUUCUGUGAGGUUACACUUCCGGAUGGGAAGGUGGUGACAGGAGACGGCACAAAGCUCAGGAUCAGGAGGGCUCUGGGCUUGUUUGGAAUAGAAGAAUCCAUUGGAACAAUCAUUGCGGUUGUGGCAGCUGGUAUUGGAGGCAUAGCGGUUCUGAUCAUUGUUUUAACCCCGCAGCUGAGGAAGUGCAUCCUCUGCAUGGGACAAGAGUCUUGCCAAAGCAUAGCUUGAGGUGCAGCAUUAGAGGAGUUGCUGGGAUAUGCGAAGCCUGCAGGUGGAACAACUUCUGAUGCCCCAUAAGUGGAGUUCUAGAUGGAAUAAAAGCCUUUGCCUCUA
Molecule: messenger RNA, 911 nt
Organism: Corvus hawaiiensis (hawaiian crow)
Lineage: Eukaryota; Metazoa; Chordata; Aves; Passeriformes; Corvidae
Exons: 4
Coding region: 117-806 (229 amino acids)
Cellular component (GO): membrane
Source: RefSeq, a predicted model, not a curated record